UCUCAGAAAUUCUUUGCCCGUCUCGGAUGCUUUACCAUAUCCCAUGAUAGUUAGAACAAGAUUUGAGAUGGACACAAAACAAGACACGCUCAUAAUAAAUGUGAUGUAUAAUAUCCAUUGAUGGUGUCACAUGAUAUUUCAUCGUCCGGCACUGACCAAUAGCCUCACCUGUGCUGUUUAAAACCGGUCUGAAGUCUUUGCUCGCCGCAACAGGUGAUGGUUGGUGGAACAGCCAGACACGCCUGACCCCCCUCAGCUACGUCAUACUUCUGCACGCUUCAUUCACACAGGAUCCAGAGGAGAACACCAGUAACUCCUGGAGUCCCUCCAUUCACACACCUGUCCACAUUGGAAGCUAACCCACCUGUACACGUGGUCAACCAGCAUGGUGGUCGUUACGUUUAUGUAUUUACUACUCUUUACAAACUAUGUUCAACAAGUUAAAGCUGUUUGUUAUUUUCCACUCGAGCAUCAAGGGACAUUUUUGAUUCAAACACAAGCUUCGGGAGCAUACGGAGGCAACAUUGUCACCUAUUCUGAGAUAACAGUAGAAGCAGAUGCCAUACCGCCUUGGGGAGGAUGUCAUCGAAGAAGAGGGAACAAUAUUAUUUUGAAAGACAGCACGGGAGGUGAAGAUUGCAUGAGGUGCUUUCAUAUAACAAUGAACACUCCAAAUGUAUUACUUAUUCAUACGGAAGGACUUGCGAAGUGUUAUACAAAAGAAGAAGCAGCCAGAGCAACUUGUCCCAAUGAUCGAGAUGUUAUCGAAAGAAGAUUUAAAGAAAUUCUUUUGUUCCGUAAACAACAAAUAGGAUCCGUUUCUACUGUGGAAAAUUUAUUUUGCCCUAUAAAUGGCCGAUAUAGAUUUACUUACACGGCAAAUAAAGGAGGAUUCCGAUGCGAUCAACCUUUAUCGGAACUUGGUAAUUGCCCUAAUGGCAACGAACUUGGUGUCAGAUUUCGACAAUGUUCUUUUCCCGAAAUGGAUGUGAGUUUUUUGUGUUUGGGUGAUUGGGCUGGACCCAUGGGCGAUCGUUAUUUGGCUUUGAUGGAUCUACGUGAAAAUCCCGAUGCUAGACCAAAAUAUCGAUGCGGGCUUUAUAGACAAGACAAAACUACAGGAAGAGUAUAUGUAUCUUUUUCGGCGGAUUCAACAUGCACCAAUCAGUUAGCAAGCGCAACAGACGGAUACGAAUCUCUUAUUUUAACGCCUCUACCGAAUCGAAGCUUGCCUACUCAGGUAGAAACAUCACGUUGUAAAUUUCCAGAAUGGAUUCAAGGACAAUGGGAACAUAUUAAAGUUGAAGGGAAAAUAUUCACAUUUCGUGACUCCGUUCAUUUUCAGACAGUGUCAGCUCGGUGUAUUAGACGUCAAAAUAACACGCCAAACGAAAGAUACGUUGUAUACACUGUAACUCAAUGUGGAGACGAAUCCUAUAAUUGUUUGUGGCUGAAGAGACGUGGUGUUAACGUUUUAGAGUUCCAGUUUGGCUCUCAACCAAGCAAGCAAUAUUCGGAUACUCUUUGUAGCGACAGACAAUUCAGACAGGAAACAUGGAUUACGCAAGGAAGAAUAAACAUGGCUCAAAUAUCACCUUGUCCUAUAACUGGCGAUUAUACUGGAGUUGUUCCUGGUACUACUACAUUAUGUGCAAAAGUAGCAUCCGAUUGCAAUAAUCCUGAUAUUAUGUUCUAUACAGUCAGCAAUUGCGAAGAUAGAUCACAUAUUUAUGAAGAAAGAGAAUAUAAAUGUCUUGGUAGCUGGGAAGAAAAUGGAAUAUUAUAUACGUAUACUCAAAGACGAGAUAUGCAUGGAUUUCAAUGCUUUUCGGGAAAAAUUCUUCAAAAUGGCGAAGAAGCAUACAUAAAAGAAGCUGGAGAAAGCUGUAUAAGAGGCGAAGAUCCUCUUAUUUACGGAAUGAAAAUAAUGAAACAAGCAUCCUGUCCUCAGUUACCUCCGGUAACUUUCGUUCCAGUCAAUCCACCAUGGAUACCAUCAACUCCAUCUGUUGCCAGACCACCUUCACGAGAUCCAUAUUGGUAUCAAACAGAACCAGAAGAAUCUACAACGAAACCAUGGAAACCAAUCACUCGUCGUCCUCCACCAGAAACUACAGCUUCAGCUAACGUUUCCAGAUACAGUUCGGUCAUUUUUGCGAUAUCGGCGAUAUUUUUAGCGAUGGCAGAACAUCUACUACAUUAAAAAAAAGUGCCUUAAAACUUUAAAAUGUGAAUUUUUAAAAAUUUUACAUUCGUAUAAUAAUUCUCUAACGUUGGUAGAAUCCCGUGGAGAGAAUUAAUCCAUUCAUCCAAUGCAAAACUGAGCCGAAGAAUGUUUUGCGGUAACAACACUCAAAGUCAAAUGGACAAUUCCAAAGAUUCAGAUUCUAAUUAAAGAAACCAAAGUGCUUAUUAGUUCCUACACAACAGUGUAGUUGCAACAGAUACCGAGAGUAAGCCAAUUUCCACCUAAAUAGAUGCAACUGUGAUUUGAUUUUAGUCCACCAAGUCAUUUUUGUACCUAUCAUCACACACACACACACACACACACAUAUAUAUAUAUAUAUAAAGACUUUAUACAUAUUUUACAUGUACAUCUAAAUUCGAUUGUAUUUGUAAGAUUCUUUAAUAUGUAAAUUGUUCUUCAAUUAGCAAAAACUAGAUAUUUUUGUUAAAUAGUAGAUUAUAAAUAAUCAAAAACUGUAAAUAGCUUCUACCUGAAAGAAUGUUUUUAAUUUUUUUUUAAUUUUAUUUUAUUAUUAUUAUUUUUUUGAAAGAAUAUGUCAUCGAGUUUUUGAAUGUGUGAAAAAUUUGUAUUAUAGUUUCUAUUUUCUAUUUAUAUAAUCUCGAAUGAAUGAAUAAAAUAUUUGUAUUAUAA
Centruroides sculpturatus (bark scorpion) is the source of this 2878-nucleotide messenger RNA. RefSeq lists its product as uncharacterized. Bases 386 to 2203 code for a protein of 605 amino acids. The transcript has 16 exons. NCBI's taxonomy places the organism in Eukaryota, Metazoa, Arthropoda, Arachnida, Scorpiones, Buthidae. The record is from RefSeq and is a predicted model, not a curated record.